Messenger RNA from Drosophila subpulchrella, 1871 nucleotides. RefSeq lists its product as uncharacterized. NCBI's taxonomy places the organism in Eukaryota, Metazoa, Arthropoda, Insecta, Diptera, Drosophilidae. The transcript is spliced from 3 exons. The record is from RefSeq and is a predicted model, not a curated record. Bases 22 to 1851 code for a protein of 609 amino acids.
GUAUAUUUUUCAAAAGAAAUCAUGAUUUUGAUGAAGCCAAAGAAACAUAAAGAUAAGAAGGAAAAGAAAGAAAAAAAAGAAAGCACGGAAAAUGUUGAAAAUGUAGAAAGAAAGGAAAAUAUUGAUAGACAUGAAGAUAUUGAAAGAACGGAAAAAAGGGAGAGAAAAGAAAGGGUAAAAACCAUCAAGGAUGUCGAGAAGAAGCCCAGUCAGCUGGAGGAUCCCAACAAAUUGCUAACGCCCAGUUGGUUCUGGAACCAAUAUAUUAACCGCCAGAUUGUACCGCCCCCUGUGGCCCAUCCCUUGUUGGAUGUCGCCGAUCCCCAGUUGUCAUCGCCCAUAUCCAAUUGCUCCAAGCUUGAUAUUCAAGAUAAAAGUGGCGUUGCGGCCGUCACUUCGGUUUGUGGGGAAAUGUCACCAUGUCCGCCGCCACCGAUUUUGUAUCCGAAUUACAUGAGUACCGAUUUCGCUGACAUUAUAUCCAUUGCCCGGCAAAGACGUCUCCGAAGUGCGGGCAAAGCCUUUAGUAUCGAGGAUAUUAUGCCCAAAGACGGGAAACCAGAAGAGCUAAAGCCAGAGCCCAAAACUUCGAAGGAAUGGCUCGAGGUUCCGGAUUGUGCACCUCCUGAUGUGGAUCGCAUGCUCACCGAUGGGGUCACCGCCAAUGAUUUCGAGGUCGUUUGGAAAUCGGACAGUCUGGCCAAUAUGAAUCGGCAUUUAUGCUGUGCCGAGAUAAUUCAAAACAAAGCAAAUCGCCAGUUGGCUAUCCAUGAGAUCAUAUGGGAGGCGAUCAAGAACUGCUGGUAUGACGACCUGGAGAUCCAGAUCGAGUCGAAGUUCUACUACGUGGACCGCUAUCUGUUCACCCACUACGCCCGUAACUUUCGCGGCUGUUCGAGCUCCUUUCUGCAAUUCCCAGUGCAAGAGGUGCAGAUGGGCAUGCUGGUGCGCAUCUACGAAUGGAUGCUGGGCGAUGAGUUGGCCUUCCCCAUUGGCAACGAACUGAUACCCUUCUUCUCGGCGGCCAAGUUCCUGGGCGUGAAGACAUUGUUGGAACAGUAUUGGGGCACCUUUUCGAAGCACGGCGAUCGUGGCCUUUGGGAGCUGAACGCCUUUCACACCUUCCUGAUGGCCAGGGAGUUCCAUUGUCAGGAUAUCAUGGCCGUAAUGCUGUCGCGCCUGCGCAAGUGCUUUCUGCCCGUGGUGGCAUCGCGGGAGUUCCUCGAGUUCGAUGUCAACGAGGUGGCCUGUUUGCUGGGCCAGGACAUGUUGUGUGUUAACAGUGAGGAUGAGGUGUUUUUCGCCGCCGUCUAUUGGUUGGAUUUCGCAUGGGCGGAACGCAAGAAACACGCGGUCAAUCUGAUGAGCAAAGUGCGUUUUGGUUUUCUAUCACCCUGGUUACUCCGAUCCAUGGACAAGAAUCCCGAAAACGCUUGCAUCGGCGAAAUUGGCCAGAUGCCAGAGAUUUGUCGCUGGAUGUGGGAUAGCGCCAUGUUCUGUGCUGCGCGCAUGGCUAAUGCGAUGGGGAAAAGGCAUAAGGGAAAGAUCGUUAUGGAUAUGUUGGAGCCGUACCACAACCAAAAGAUCGCCGAACGAUAUUGGACCUUCUGCCCUGGCGUGCCGCACCAUCAUGACCUAAAAUGCCCGCGUUUUCGCGAACUUACCUUCGAGAGCUUCAAAAGAUUCCUACACCGCCUCCAUUCGCAUGGCCAGCAUUUUAUGGACGACCUGCAGUUCGUCCCGAAUAAGAACUACCACAUGUAUCGCUGCUGCGUCGACGCCGAGUACAUUUCCAUUAACGACCGGACUUGUCCCAGACCGGGCUUCUACGAUAUAGAACCUACCUUAUAAUUUGCUAAUAAAGACUCAGA